AUGCCUCCUUGGUUGCCUUCGUUUUCACCUUCCUCAAAAUCAUCGUCGUCGACUUCGCCUUCUGACUCUCCCCAGAAAGAUAACUCGAGGAGAAAUAAGCGGAAUGCGUUUCAGAAGUUGAUCGGGAAUACUUCCGGGAAUGACGAAAUCGAUUUGCAGCCGGUUAAGUCCUCGCCGGUCUCCCCUGAAAAAGGGUCCAGGUCAUCCCAUUUCUGGUCAAAAGCCGUGCCUCAGCCACUGCCGCUGCCGGACCUUUCCACCGUUCAGAAGAAUAGCAAUCCCGGUGAUCAUUUGCCGUCACCAAAAGAGGGGCUGAGCAAAGGAGAUGGGGAUCAUCCCUUUAGCACUGCUGUCUCAAGUAUCUUUCCGAAAACUAGGAGGUAUAGCAAUGGUGAUGUUGUCAGCAGAUCAUCUGGGUCCUCAACCUUAGCUCGCAGGGGGAUCUCUAAUGAGCUCUAUGUUGAAGGAGUUGGAUACGACUUUGGCCCUUAUGUUCCGGCAAGGAGUGCUCCUAGUAGUGGUUUUUCAAGUCCAGCAUGGAGCCCCCAAAAGUACAAAACCGUGGACUAUGGCUCUGUUCAAGCUUCGUUUGGUUUAGAUUUUCCAGCGCAGGAUAGGUUCAUUGGGACUCCAUCCCCGGGAGUAUCCAUGAGAAUGAUGUAUAGUCCAGAUCGCUCGCCACUACAAAGCCCCAAAGGACAAAAUUCAUGUAUGAAUACUAGGAAACAUUCAUCUGCUCCGCAGAUUUCAUGUCAGAAAUCUCAUUCAGAGACAUGGAUUGAAAAUAAUACUGCCACUGUGCAUCCUCUGCCUCUUCCUCCCGGAGCUUCAAGGUCACUGCAACUCCCUGCAACCCAUCAAUACAUGGACAAGUCGGACGCAUUAGAUGCAUCACCAGUUAAGGGUCAAUGGAGAAAAGGAAGGCUUAUAGGGCGUGGUACAUAUGGAAGUGUUUAUGUUGCAACUAAUACGAAAACUGGAGCUCUCUGCGCAAUGAAAGAGGUUGAUCUUAUUCCAGAUGAUUCCAAAGCUUUGGAAUGCAUAAAGCAGUUGGAACAGGAGAUCAAAGUUCUUCGCCAUUUAAAGCAUCCAAAUGUGGUUCAGUACCUUGGCUGUGAAACUAUUGGGGAUCGUUUUUGCAUAUACUUGGAGUAUGUUCAUCCAGGAUCAAUUAAUAAGUAUGUAAAAGAGCAUUGUGGAGCUAUGACAGAGUGUGUAGUUCGCAGUUUUACUCGCCACAUUGUUUCAGGGUUGGCUUACUUGCAUAGCAAGAAGACAAUACACAGGGACAUUAAAGGUGCAAACCUGCUUGUGGAUACACAGGGGGUUGUCAAGCUUGCAGACUUUGGGUUAGCAAAGCAUCUUACAGGGUGUGCGAAUGAUCUUUCUUUGAAAGGCAGUCCACACUGGAUGGCCCCAGAGGUCUUGCAAGCUGCUAUGCGGAAAGAUGCAACUUCAGAGCUUGCCUAUGGAGUUGAUAUAUGGGGCUUGGGUUGUACCGUUAUUGAAAUGCUAACAGGGAAACCACCUUGGAGUGACUAUAAUGGGGUGCAAGCUAUGUUCAAUGUCUUGAACAAAUCACCGCCAAUACCAGAUACAUUGUCUCCAGAAGGGAAGGAGUUCCUUCAGUUGUGUUUUCAGCGAAGGCCUCAAGAUAGGCCAUCAGCAGCCGUGCUACUUGACCAUCGUUUCUUGAGAAAUCCAUCCGACCAAGAACUAGCAAGUUGCUUGCAGGAAUUAUCUGGAGUGACACUUUCUGACAAGCAAAUUAGUCCAGACUGCGAAAAGCGGAAGAAGGAUUUGGCGUCAUUUCUGCCAAACAUGUAUACAAAGAGUCCGGAACAGUCAGAUCACAGCGAAAUCUCUCAAACUGGUCCUAAAGUUUCAGAUUGUGGACCCACUUCUCAUCACUCUCCUCGUUCAACACUUGAGGUUCCUCCUAGUACCUCCCCACCAGAGCUCAGCAACAAUUUGAAUACUGCUUGCCGACCUAAUGGUUUCGACAGCUUACUGGAGGGAAUAAAGAAAGGGGCUAUCUUAUGA
Messenger RNA from Oldenlandia corymbosa var. corymbosa, 2043 nucleotides. The record is from the annotation of a GenBank genome assembly. NCBI's taxonomy places the organism in Eukaryota, Viridiplantae, Streptophyta, Magnoliopsida, Gentianales, Rubiaceae.